Molecule: messenger RNA, 8254 nt
Organism: Cyprinodon variegatus (sheepshead minnow)
Lineage: Eukaryota; Metazoa; Chordata; Actinopteri; Cyprinodontiformes; Cyprinodontidae
Gene: ncor2
Product: nuclear receptor corepressor 2
Exons: 46
Coding region: 323-7294 (2323 amino acids)
Biological process (GO): negative regulation of transcription by RNA polymerase II
Molecular function (GO): transcription corepressor activity
Source: RefSeq, a predicted model, not a curated record
GCGGUACAGGGAGUAGCUUCACUUGUGCAGGAACUGACUCACCACCGCAGAAAUCCGCUAACGGGAGCAAAUGAAAACGAAAACAAGACUUUCCUGUGGAUUAAUUUCGGGGCGAGGCGUUGUAUCCAAACAUCUGUACGUCUGAAGCACUUUGGGUCGACUGACGAAGAUCGGGACGUUACCUCCGGAACAUUGUUUCCACCGAAUGGUGUCUCCUGCCCCGCCGCUAAGGUUGCAGGCUAAAAGAUCCGGCCGAUAAUGCGCGGCAGCUCCUUCACAUCCUCACCCUCUCCCUGCUUGUAGAGGAAGCGGCUGUGCCAGCAUGUCCUCCCAUCCCCAGUCCGUGCCACCAGGCCGGAGAACUCUGGACGCAAGGCACCUGCACAACCCUGCCACUCUACCCCUGCAGCUGCAGCGGCCACACGCGGAAGUGGGACUGGUCGACUUCCACUCGCAUCAUGCCAGGGACUACAGCUCCCACCUGGCCCAGCCACAUCGCCGUCGGCCUUCCUUACUUUCAGAGUUCCAGCCUGGGAAUGAAAGAGGACAAGAGCAGCACAUUCGUUACGAGCACAUCUACCUGCCGGAGGCCGCCAGCCAAUCAGAGAUGGACUACGCUGAGAUCAAACGUCCUCGUUUGGACAUGGGGUCAGACUCUCUGAUGAGACCUUUGUCCCACCGGCAGCCACUACCUCUCGGAGGGGCUGAGGACAUAACAAAGGAGCGUGGAAGUGCCAUUGGGAAGCUGGAGCCCAUCUCCCCUGUGAGCCCGGUCCACAUGGACCCAGACUUGGAUCUGGUUCCAGCUCGAUUUUCCAAGGAGGAGCUGAUCCAGAACAUGGAGCGUGUGGACAGGGAGAUCACCAUGGUGGAGCAGCAGAUCUGCAAGCUGCGCAAGAAGCAGCAACAGCUGGAGGAGGAAGCUGCUAAGCCCCAUGAACCCGAGAGGCCCAUCUCGCCGCCACCCAGCGAGGCCAAACACCGCAGCCUGGUGCAGAUCAUCUACGAUGAGAACAGAAAAAAGGCAGAAGAGGCUCACAGGGUACUGGAGGGGCUGGGACCCAGAGUGGAACUGCCUCUGUACAACCAGCCAUCCGACACCAAACAGUACCAUGAGAACAUCAAGAUAAACCACGCCAUGAGGAAGAAGCUCAUCCUGUAUUUCAAAAGGAGAAAUCACGCUCGUAAGCAGUGGGAGCAGAAGUUUUGCCAGCGCUAUGACCAGCUGAUGGAGGCCUGGGAGAAGAAGGUGGAGCGCAUUGAAAACAACCCGCGGCGCCGGGCUAAGGAGAGCAAGGUGCGGGAGUACUACGAGAAACAGUUCCCAGAGAUCCGCAAGCAGAGGGAGAUGCAGGAACGGAUGCAGAGCCGUGUCGGGCAGCGAGGAGGCGGACUGACCUCAUCUGCAGCCCGAAGCGAACACGAAGUCUCCGAAAUCAUUGAUGGGAUAUCAGAGCAUGAGAACACAGAGAAGCAAAUGCGUCAGCUGGCGGUCAUCCCUCCUAUGCUGUUCGACGCUGAGCAGCAGCGCAUCAAGUUCAUCAACAUGAACGGACUGAUGGACGACCCAAUGAAGGUUUACAAGGACCGGCAGGUUAUGAACAUGUGGAGCGAGCAGGAGAGGGACACUUUCCGGGAGAAGUUCAUCCAGCAUCCUAAAAACUUUGGCCUGAUAGCUUCAUUUCUAGAGAGAAAGACGGUGGCAGAGUGUGUGCUCUUUUACUACCUGACCAAAAAGAAUGAAAACUACAAGAACAUAGUGCGAAGGAACCGGCGCCGAGGGAGAUCCCUGCAACAACAGCAGCAGCAGCAGCAGCAACAACAGCAGCAGCAACAGCAGCAGCAGCAGCAGCAGCAACAAGUGACCCGGAACAGCCAGGAGGACAAGGAGAAGGAGGAGAAAGAGAAGGAGGGGGAGAGAGAUGAGGAGAAAAAUGAAGCGGAGGACAAGGAGGAUGGAAUGAAGGAUGACACGUCUGGAGAGGAUGCAGAGGACAAGGAGCCCACUGUGGCCUUCAAGGGAAGACGAACAGCAAACAGUCAGGGGCGCCGCAAAGGCCGCGACACGCGCUCCAUGAACAGCGAGGGAGAGGAGACCACCACGCCACCGCUAAACAACGAGCUAGCCAAUCUGGAAAUGAAUGAGAGCUCUCGCUGGACUGAAGAAGAGAUGGAAACAGCCAAAAAAGGUCUUCUCCAGUAUGGUAGAAAUUGGUCCGCCAUCUCCAAGAUGGUGGGAUCAAAAACCGUGUCACAGUGCAAAAACUUCUACUUCAAUUACAAGAAGAGGCAGAAACUGGACGAGAUUCUGCAGCAGCAUAAAAUGAAAUCAGAGAAAGAGCGAAAGGCCCGUCGGAGGGGAAAAGCCUCGCAGAACGAAGAGGCCAGCGCUCAGUAUCCAGCGGAGGAGGAGGAGAACGAAGGCUCAGGAGGCAGCUGCAACGAAGAGGAGGCUCCUGAAGAUGGAGAAGGUGGCGCAAACAACAGCUCGGACACAGAGAGCCUGCCCUCGCCACACUCCUCUGAGGACAGCAAGGCUAAAGAGGAAGGGACCAGCCGGCCAAAGGGCAGCUCCAACCCUGAGGAGAGGGAGGACAAUCAGCCAGGAACAGGUCAGCCUGGGGAGGAGAAGCCUCCUGUCAAGGAAGAGGCUGAAUCGGCUAUAAAGCAGGAGAUAGAGACAGAAACAGGGGAGCCCAACAAAGAAGAGCCACAGUCGGUGCCAACAAACGAUGCCGCGGAUAAAAAACCUCCAAGAGUGGAGAAGGAGGAAGUUAAAACCUCCACGAAGAGCUCAAAAAAGGAGCACGUGACCAAAGCAGGUCCACAUGGGGACAGCGACUCCAGCGCCACUUGCAGUGCUGAUGAGGCGGAGGAGACGGAUAAUGCAGAUAAGAAAAGGAUGACGUCUCCACGGCCCAGCCUGCUCAACUUCUCCCACGAUGGGGUCAUCUCGUCUCUGCAGAAGCCCAUGGAUCUGAAGCAGCUCAAACAGAGGGCUGCAGCUAUCCCGCCUAUUAUGCCAGAGGCCUCUGUGCAGGGCACGCAGCGGAGUGAGAGUGGGAAAGCAGCGCAGCCCCCCCACGCCUGGGCACUGUACCAGGAGCAGAUCACCAUGGCUCAUGGGGAGUCCUCUCAGGAAGUCAAACAGCAGCAGCCUUCAGGCCAGGCAGGCAAACAGCAGCCUUAUACCCCUCAGGCAGACCGAGAGCGAGAAGGUCUCCUCACCAGCAGCCCUCUGGUUCGCCCUCGAAGCCCCUCCGCCAGCCAAAAAGACGAAAGGUCCCGGGCGUUUUCUCCACACAGUGACGCCAAGAAGCAGGUGCUGGCCGCUGAUGACCUCAGAACCUCCACCUUGGGUCGCCCGGUUCUGUCGCCAUUCUCUCAGCACAUGCUCCACUUCAACACGUUCCAACACCCGUCGCUCUCCGGCCUGCCGCAGGAUAAUGUACGGUUAGCAGCAGUGAGGCCCCUCUCAAUGCCUGAGCCCCCCCCUCUUAUUUCCUCCAACAAGCCAGGAGGCUCUAUCACACAGGGGACGCCUGUUCAGCUGCACAGUGCGGCCCACGGACUGGACCAUACGAAGAUCCCCCCCGCACCAAUGGGGAUGUCUUGGAUGGAGAAAAAAGUUGCAGGUCCUUUCCCAGCGGUGAAGCAGGAGCAGUUGUCUCCUCACAGCUCCUCCCAGGCUGAUGACCUGUCAAACCCGGGGCCGCCUCACGACAGUUCCUCUGCACGAGCCGUCCAAGGAGGAAGCAUCACUAAGGGUCUACCUGGGACCAGAAUACACCCGGAGUCUGUUGUGGCCUACCGGCCGGGCUCCAUCACACAGGGGACACCCGCAGAUGUGCUGUAUAGAGAAACUAUAUCACGUCUAAUCUCAGAGGACAGAUCCGGCCAAGGCGACAGGGAGCGGGACGAGGCACCGGCUAAAGGACAGGUCCUCUACGAGGGCGUCAGCGGGCAAAUCGUCAGCUAUGACCCGCCGCCAUCUCAGACUCCCAAAGAAGACAGCCGAGGUUCAGGACUGUCUGGAGAAAUUCUGAGCAUGAAGCGGUCUUAUGAUGCCAUGGAAGGAGGCCGAGGGCUGCCGAUGAGAGACUCCAUGUCUGCUGCCAACUGUGAAGGUCUGGUCGGUCGUGCCAUGCCUUAUGACAGAGACAGCCCACAUCGCACACCGUACAAAGAUACUCAUCAUAUCCGAGGCUCCAUCUCACAAGGUAUACCUCGCCAUCUAGACGCCCAGGAUGCCUACAUGAGGAGGGAAGCUAAGCAGAUAAGGCGAGAGGCCUCCCCAACACGUGGCCCCGGUUCUCUUUCUGACCCGAUGAAAGGCAGGGAGACCAUUGUGCCCACAGUGAAGGAGGCCGGACGCUCCAUACACCUCAUUCCAAGAGAUGAGCUCAGACAAUCUGCCAAGGAGGGCAGCAUAUCACAGGGAACAGCUGUAAAGCAGGACCCCGGCGGUUCGGGGAAACGCCACGAUGUCCGCUCCAUUAUAGCCCCGUCCUAUCACAGCCCGACCCCCCACCUGGAGAUGCGUCCCGACAGGAGCCGGUAUGAAGAAGGACAUAAGGGUCGGCCUAGCGCAGUGGUCAGCACAGCUAGCCCCAUACCGCGCUCCUCCCCGCUCACUCUGGCGUCAGAGCAGGGAGGCAAAGCCCAUCAAAGCCUGAUGGGUUAUGAGGAGAAAGGUGCUAUUAGGACCCCUUAUAGCAGCUCACACCGUGGAUCCCCUCUGCCCCGGGAGGCAAGGCAGCAUGAUGGGUCUGGAAAGAAUUCCUCUCAGGAGCGUAAAGCCACACCGAUUCCCAGAGAGAUGAGGGCCACCAAGUCGCCUCUCACCUCCGUGGCAGAUCAGCAGGCCUAUGAGCGGCUGAUCCCUGGCCUGGCAGCUUCAGACAUGUACCGCAUCCCCCUAACCUUCGAUCCUGCAGCGCUGCCUCGAGGUAUCGCCAUCGACCCAGCUGCUUACUACCUGCCUCGCCAUAUGGCUCCCAAUCCAGCGUACCCUUACCCCUACCAUUUAAUCCGUGGUUUUCCUGACACGUCCCUGGAGAACCGUCAGACCCUGAUUAACGACUACAUCACAUCCCAGCAGAUGCACCAGUGGCCUGGGGCCACCAUGGGGCAGCGCUCAGACCUGCUCAGAGGCCUCGCUCCUAGAGACCAGCCCAUGCGUCUGCCCUUCUCCGCCGCCCAAGGAGGCAUUGACCUUUCCCAGGUGCCACACUUGCCGGUUCUGGUACCUCCUUCUGCAGGGACAGCCGGCCCAGGCCUUACCUACAUCUCUGGGUCACCCGCCGGAUACCAUAGCAGGAAUUACGCCUCGCCCAUCUCCCCUGUUGGACCCUCACACAUGGGAAAACUGCAGAGCACGUCCUCUGCAGAGCGUGAGCGGGAAAGAGACCGCGAACGGGACAGAGAGCGAGAAAGAGAGCGGGAAAACCGGGAACGGGAGAGAGAUCGGGAAAGAGACAGAGAACGGGAGAGGGACAGGGAAAGAGAGCGCGACAGAGAUAGGGGAGGAUCUUUGGGAAAUGUGGAGCACGCCCCCAUCUGGCGCCCAGGGACAGAACACAGCUUGUCCAGCAACAGCAGCAGUGGGAGACCUGCAUCCCAACCAUACAGCCACCAGCACUCCCCGGUGUCUCCUCGUACCCAGGAGAACGUGCAGCAGAGGCCGAGCGUGCUGCAGAACACUGGUGGCAAAAGUCUCUCCGUCAGCGAACACUCAUCAGUGUUAAGGCCCUUGCCCUCAUCCCGCUACCCAGGUUUUCACGGCUCCUUCCAAAAAACAGGUGUGCCCCCCGACGCCUACCCAUCUGCCAUGGACUCAAAUGUAGCCAAAGAGCAGAAUCGCGAUGGAGGCAAAUCCAGGGGAGGUCUGCAAAAACACCUGCAGGACCAACACGGGACCUCCAGUAAAUCUGACCCCAAGCUUUGCAGUCCGAGCCCAGGAGGAAUGUACCACGGUUCCUAUCCCCCGGCUUCAAGCCGCCCCCAGCAUCUGCUGCCUUCCCAGUCGGAUAACCAAGCUGGUCGAGAGGAAAGCGCCACUCCGAGUAGAGAAAAGCCUCAAAGCAAAGCAAUGUCCGUUCAGGAACAAGACGUGCGAUCACUUGGUCCACCACAAGGUCUGUAUCGACCGCCUUCAGAGGAGAGACUCUCUCCAAGCCAACAGCCCCCCUCCCCAUGUGUCAAAGGCAGCCGAAGGGUGGUCACCUUAGAACAGCACAUCAGCGAGGUGAUAGUUAAAGACUAUACCAGGCAGAGCCAGCAGCAACAGCAGCAAAGCUACCAUGGCUCUUCUCUUCUGGACCUGAGCCGUCCACCCAGUGCCUCCCAGCCUCUCCCCAAUUCACAGCAGUCUGUUCAGGGGUCCCGCUAUUCAGAGGGUUUCAGCGGGGAGUGUAACAGAGACAGAUCCCCUCCACAGCAAAAGGCGUCACCCGUCAGUGUUUCUAACGACGGCAUCGAACCGGUGUCUCCUCCUGGAUCCAGCUCUGAGCCCGACAUCCAGGGAGGGGCUUCCUACCCCACGGAGCAGGGGGAUCAAGGACUGGCCUCCCGCUCUCCUCCCAAUGCCUCUCAGGCUCCGGCUUUCUUCAGCAAGCUGACAGAGAGCACGUCGGCCAUCGUCAAGUCCAAGAAGCAGGAGAUGAUCAAGAAGAGGACGGGAGAUGGAAACGAGCCAGAAUUCAAUGCAGGUCAGCCAGGAACGGAGAUCUUCAACAUGCCAGCAUCCACCACUGCAGGACCUGUGAGCGUGCGCAGCCACCCGGCUCCAGAGGCAUCCGGUAACUCCAUAGGUCUGGAGGCCAUAAUCAGAAAGGCCUUAAUGGGGAAGUACGACGAGUCGUCUGAGGAGCGCUCCCCGUCCAGCGCCGCUAACCCAGCAGGUUCCACCGACGGACGAGAAGACUCAUUCUCACAAGGCGGCUCAAAGUCCUCUAAGAGCGGCGGCCGCUCUAAUGGACGCAAGUCCAAGUCCCCAGGACCGGGUCUAUCCGGCAGCGAGAGGCCUUCGUCGGUGUCGUCAGUUCACUCCGAGGGAGACUGCAACCGACGGACCCCUCUUACCAACCGGAUGUGGGAGGACCGGCCCCUAUCUGCAGGUUCGACCUAUCCCUGCAGCCCGCUGAUCAUGCGUCUCCCCAGCGGGACAGUCUCAGCCCAUUCCCCUUCCUCCGGCCAGCAGGGCGGCCCGGGUCCCGGACAGGGCCGCUCCUGGGAGGAGGAGCCUAAGCCUCUGCUUUCAUCUCAGUAUGAAACCCUGUCUGACAGCGAGUGACCAGAAAGACUGCGGCAAAGCACCUGCAGCUCCACACAUGGAGAGGACAGCCGAGCGAAUCCGCAGCUCUGCCUCCCCCCCUCCCUCUGUCGGCCAUAAAUAAAGCCCCCCUCCUCCCUUCGUGGAUGAUGAGGAUUGUAAAAAGGGGAACUGUGUGGCUCUGUCUCUCCCCACCUACAUGUUAUGCAUUCACUCCAGGACUACGCUGAAGGACAAAUCACUCGUUUUCUGUAGUUUUUUUUUUUACUUUACUACUAUUCCUCACUGGCCUUAUCAGUACGGGCGCAUCGAGCCGUGCGUUUGGCGUGUUCGCUGUUAUCUGCUCACACCUCACGUUCAUGUUCAGCAGUGAACUCCGUGUGCCGGUGGGCCGCUUACCACUACAAGAACACAGAAGAAGAAUCAGCAUCUCUGGUUUUUCUUGGUUUUUGUUCUUUGAUUUGUCUCUCUGGAACUCUCAGUCCAGUCCUGUGUUUUUUGUUUUGUUCUGUUGUUUUUUUUUUUUUUUUUUGUGAGCUGCAACUUUUAGUACAUUUUGGUGGUGAAACUUUUGAUGGUGUCAUUUUUUUGUCUGUUAUCUGCAAAGAUGUAAGAGGAUGGGAUGGAGAGGCAGGGGUGGGAUCAUAUCAGAGGUUUACAGGGUAACGGAGCGGUUUGGUGCUGGUGGAGAAUCUGAUGGAGCCUGAGAGGAUCUGCCAGACGGCACUGAGGAAGAGACACUUUCUUUUUUAAUAUUAACCAUGUCUGUGUUUGUUGGAACAGUUCUUUGCAUAUAAAGCACUUAGUUGUCGAGCUGAUCAUGGUGGCAUUUCUGGGAAUAGGCAGGAGUGCCGCUUCCUGUUAACGCUGUCCCACUCGCAGCGACAAUCACGUCGCAGUGGAAACCCUAAGCUGCUGGUUGCAGAUCCACCUUUAAAGCUGCAGGUUUGGAUCCCUCUUGCAUUAAGGAGGUGAUUUAAA